Molecule: messenger RNA, 5702 nt
Organism: Diceros bicornis minor
Lineage: Eukaryota; Metazoa; Chordata; Mammalia; Perissodactyla; Rhinocerotidae
Gene: RRP8
Product: ribosomal RNA processing 8
Exons: 7
Coding region: 155-1525 (456 amino acids)
Biological process (GO): rDNA heterochromatin formation; cellular response to glucose starvation; regulation of transcription by glucose
Cellular component (GO): rDNA heterochromatin; chromatin silencing complex; nucleolus
Molecular function (GO): methyltransferase activity
Source: RefSeq, a predicted model, not a curated record
GGUUUUCGGCUCUCUGCCGGCCGCUCUAGCCACCCUGGCUUCCACUCCUUGGUUUCCGGCUGGGUUCUGGCUGCUCUCCGCGGUGUGAGUCGGGGAGACGCGCUCUGCACGUGGAGCGGCGCUGGGUCCCCGCGUCUUCGCCCUCCCCACCCGCAUGUUCGAGGAGCCGGAGUGGGCCGACGAGGCCCCCGCAGCCGCGGACCUCGGGCCUGUAUCCUCAAGGCCUCGGCCCGCAGCAGCCUCGAAGAUCAAGGACUCCAAGCGCCGCCAGCUUUUGGCCACAUUACGGGUCCUGGAGGCAGCAUCUCUUCCCCAGCAGCCCCUCAGCCUGCCUGGCAGUGACUCUGAAGAAGAGGAGGUGGUGGAAAGGAAGAAGAAACGCCCAAAAAAGCCCUCGUUUGCCAGUGUUUCUACUGAAGUAGAGGAGAAAAGGAAGAAGAAACAUCAGAAACAGGGCCCACCUGGCAGUGACUCUGAGGAAAAGGAAGUAGAAAGGAAGAAGUGCUGCAGAGGGGCUCUUGGCGGUGAUUCCGCUGAAAAACAGAAAAGAAAAAGGAAAUGUCAGACACAGUCCUCUUCAAACCCUGCCCAGCACCUGGACAAUGGUGACCAAACAGGUCCCAACGCUUGGAAGAGUAGUGGUACAAAUGACCCACCCAAGCCAAGCCCUGGGACCACUUCCCCCAAACCCCCCCAAACCUUGAGUCGCAAGCAGUGGCGGAACCGGCAGAAGAACAAGCGUAGACACAAGAAUAAGUUUCGGCCACCUCAGCCGCCAGACCAGGCUCCAGCCACAGCCCCCACAGAGGAGACAGAGGUGCCUCCUACUCCCAGUCCAGACAGCCAUGAGGCUCGGGCAGGGGCUCUGCGAGCCCGCAUGGCACAGCGGCUGGAUGGUGCCCGAUUUCGCUACCUGAACGAACAGCUGUACUCAGGGCCCAGCAGUGCUGCACAACGCCUCUUCCAGGAAGACCCUGAGGCCUUUGUCCUCUACCACCGUGGCUUCCAGAGCCAAAUCAAGAAGUGGCCACUGCAGCCCGUGGACCGCAUUGCCAAGGAUCUUCGCCAGCGGCCUGCGUCCCUGGUGGUAGCUGACUUUGGCUGCGGGGACUGCCGCCUAGCCUCAAGUAUCCGGAACACUGUGCAUUGCUUUGACUUGGCCUCUCUGGACCCCAGGGUCACUGUGUGUGACAUGGCCCAGGUGCCUCUAGAGGAUGAGUCUGUGGACGUGGCUGUGUUCUGCCUUUCACUGAUGGGAACCAACAUCAGAGACUUCCUAGAGGAGGCAAAUAGAGUGCUGAAGCCAGGGGGUCUCCUGAAAGUGGCUGAAGUCAGCAGCCGCUUUGAAGAUGUUCGGACCUUUCUGGGGGCUGUGACCAAACUAGGCUUCAAGGUCAUCUCCAAGGACCUGACCAAUAGCCACUUCUUCUUGUUUGACUUUCAAAAGACUGGGCCCCCUCGGGUAGGGCCCAGGGCUCAACUCUCAGGCCUGAAGCUUCAGCCAUGUCUCUACAAGCGCAGGUGACCUCUGGACCCCCCUUGAAAGGGGAAGCAAGUCUCGAACUCAAGGCUCAGAACUCUGAAGACUGCAUCCAGCCAGGCUGUGACCCAGGACCUGGUACCACCCUUCCUCCGUCCCCAGAACAAAGUGUGAUGAGAACUCUGGCUCAGCCCUGCUCUAUUGAAGACUUCUUGGUGGCAAGAAGCAUAAAGUCACUCGGGCUAGCUAAAGAAUAAGGAGUUUAUUGUGAGAACACAGGGGUAUCUGGGAAUUAUGGGUGCCCUAGGUGUCAUGGAAACUAGAUGGUUCGGAAUGCCAGGCAUCUCUCAGGAGCCACAGGUCUUUCUGACCUGGCAUGUCCACUCUCUGAUCUUCUGUCUACAGACCAGCUCCAUCUGCUCACCCGUAACUCCUGCUCCUUCAGCUUCAGUCUGCCCAGGCUUUCAAGGCCUCAGACAGGCAAGUGUUGCUUCUUGGCUCUGGGGCAACCAGCAGCCCACCAACAUCCUGGCUCAACAUAUUCUGGGCUUCUGGGUCAAGACUAUUUGAUUGUCCCUAUAGUAAACACCUCUUUCCCCUCUACCUUCAUCUUCAUCUUUGGAGCCAUAUGGCCCAAAUGACUCCUAGCACCUAUUGCCCUGUGGGGGCUUGGUGUGUGAGAGCACAGAUUUUGGAAUCAGGUAGGCCUGGGUUCAAAUGCUGGCCUGCCACUUGUUGCUGAGAGUCAUUUAAUCUUUGAAUAUCAUAUUCCUCAUUUGGAAAAUGGUAGGAUUCCUGUCUCACGGGAUUGUUAUGUGAGUUAACUGAGGAAAUCCAUAGCCAGGGCCAGGUACAUAAGGUGCUCAAUAAACUAUAGCUGUGGCUAUUAUGUGUUGUAAGCCUUACUGUUUCCAAAGACCUUCCCUAGGCAGGGUUGGAGGUUGAAGGGUAAAGUAUGGAUUUGCUGACUGAGGAAGAUUCUGGGAGAGCUCAAUAUAGGCCUUUCAGUAUGCUCACUUUAUAGGAUAUUUAGAGAUUCUUGAUUCUGAGCUGUCCUUGGAGGGGGGUGGUGAGAGAGCUGGGUCUCUUCAUAAAUAACAACUGGUUGAUGCCAUGUUGGGGCGAAGGAUUGGGCUGUUCAUUGGCAGAAGGGUCUGUCUGUUGUUUCUGCCUUGCAGUGGGCCCAGAUCAGGAUGUCCUAGGAAAGCUAUGGGCAGGGAAGGGUGGGAAAAGAUGAGCUGGGAUGAUAGAUCCUGGGCCUCUCCCAGAAGGUAUCUGCCAUGGGCCCAGGUAUAAAGAUACAUUCUCUUCUACCUAUUUCCAAGAACAAGAACUGAGAGUGACCACUGGGACACAGUUCCAGGGCUCUGAGCCAUUUGGAUGCCUCCAGAAGGGGGUGAGGUUUUGAGGCAGGCUGUGAACCAUUCAGCAGACCCUGCACAGUGCCCUUGCCUAUGCUUGUCUCUGCUGAACACUCUUCUGACUGGCAGAGUCUUACUCAUCCUUCCAGACAGCCUGAUUGUUUCCUCCUCCACCACUCCCAAAGCAGAAUUUCUUCAUCUGUGCUCUCAAAGCACGACAUGAAGAGUGAACCUUCAGCAUCGAAAUAUUGUGUUGUGAUUGCUUUGUGCAUUAGGCUGCAGUCUUCUUAAGUCAUAUUUAUCUUUCUAAAUAUGGUUUGGGGCACAAGAUAAGGGCACUGUGGACUAGUGACGAUGGAAGAAGUAGGCAGGCAGGAGAACUUCAGUAGGUGGAACUGGUAGGAUGUUGAGGGUUAGUGAGAGAAAGAAAUCUGAAGUAAGUUUCUGGUUUCUGGCUUGAACAACUGGUUGGGCUGGUGAUGCCAUUCAAAUGUUGGGUUUUAUGUACCUGUUACAUGUUCAUUUGGAAGUGGGACAUAAAUGUCUCAGGAGAGAUCUGUUCUAGGGAUUUGGGAAUCAGCAGCCUAGAGGUGGUAAUGUAAGUCAUAGGAAUAGAUGAGAUACUCAGAGUAAGACAAUGAGAAGAGAACAUGGCCCUGAGUAGAACUCUGAGGAGCAUUUACUGGGUGGGUAAAGGAAAAUGAGCCAGUAAAGGUCACAAGAUGAGAAGGUUGGGCUAGAGAUAGAGGAGUAAAACCAGGAGAGUGGAUUUUUUAAUCUGGAAGGAAUGGGGAGGUUGUCAGCUGUCAAAUGCUGUUGAAAGGUCUAUUAAGAUGAGAGAGGGGCCGGCCCCGUGGCCUAGCGGUUAAGUGCGCGCGCUCUGCUACUGGUGCCCGGGCGCACACCGACACACCGCUUGUCCGGCCAUGCUGAGGUGGCGUCCCAGAUAGAGCAACUAGGAGGAUGUGAACUAUGACAUACAACUAUCUACUGGGACUUUGGGGAGAAAAAGGGAAAAAAAGAAAGGAGGAGGAUUGGCAAUAGAUGUUAGCUAAGGGCCCAUCUUCCUCAGCAAAAAGAGGAGGAUGGGCAUGGAUGUUAGCUCAGGGCUGAUCAUCCUCACAAAAAAAAAAAAAAAGAGAGAAAAGAACACUUAUUCAAAAAAAAAGAUGAGAGAGAAGUCAGAUUGCACUGGGGUGAGAAUUGCUGAGUAAUGUUGACGGCCUUUUUGAAUUUAUAGUGGUAUUAUGCAUGAAUUUAUGGUUAUACCAGUCAGCCGAAUGGUGUGGUUGUCUCUGCCUACUCAGGAGUCUAGAGGGAGCUGUGGGAAAAGUGAGUACUAAGGGGUCAUCCAGAGUCCAAACCUUGCCACACAAUUGAAAUGAAAGGAAAUCAAGCAAAGGAGUUUCAGGCUGUUCGUAAGUGAUUGCUAUGCUGGACCUUGGGAUUUUGUAGAACAGAGAGGAGAGUGAAGACAGGAGUAGGUUGUUUUACUGGGAGUAACUGAAUAUGUGACCUGGGAGGAUGGGAGGCUGUGGUCAUAAAUUGGGAUGUUUGAAUUAUUAAUAUUAGAAGCAGAGUAGCACCAGGCGAUGGCAAAGUCUAGAAUGUAGCUACAGGAGUGCGUGCCUGAGAGGCAUGCAAGGGAGGUUGCCUGUAGAUUGGUUAAUGGACUCAGGGCUCAGGUAUUGUAGGGCAGGUUUGCAUGGACUUGGACGUUCUCCAGGAUGAUGGCAGAAGUUGGCAUAAAACAGGUACCAGCCUCUUGAGGGAGGGGGCCGAUCCAGGAGGUCUGCAGACAAAGGGAAGGAGAGGCUGGAUGGCACAAAUUUCAGAAGUGCAGAGGGUUCACACAGCCUAUGAGAGAGACUUCCAUUUUGGGGGUGAUGUGAAGCUGGUGAGUGGAGUUGGCUGCCAGGCAGCCAAGAUAAAAUACCCUGAUAGUCGUCUCUAGCUCAUCAGGAUUCACCAGGGAUCAUUGGGGAGAUGACUAUUCUGGCAGCUCCAUGGGGCAGGAGCCUCUGGGAUAAUGGGGAGACAAGCCACAAAGUCCGAGGAAUGUGUUGGAGUAGCAGGGCAUCUCAUUGUAGGACACACAUCCCCUUUUAUAGCUCCGUAUCUGUGUUCUUUCCCAAAUGUUUAUAUUCCUAGAUCUUGAAUCAUUUUCCCUGUUUUCUUAUGCUCAGCAGGACAGCUGGUGUCUGCCUUCCUCUCUUUUGCUUCCUCCCUGACUUAUAAUUUAGAUUCUUCCUUUGCCUAUUCUGGCUCCAGCCACCUGAGUAAAUACUUCCUUGGGUCUGACUCAGGCCCCGGGCUCCCCCUAACUCAGCCCAGCCCCCGCUAGUGGCUCCAUCAGUCACCCUGAUUCUGAAAGCAGGACUCUCCUGAGCCUGAUCUGGGUCCUCCCUGCUCCAUCAUCAGCUUCAGGGCAAGCUCUUGUUCAAGGCCGUGCCUGGGAUUCAGUGUCUAAUGUUGAGAGCCUGGACUGAAGAGAGAACAGUGUAUGUUUCAUUAAGAAAUAACAGCAUGCCAGCUGUCCGAGGAACAAUGAGACCAGUUUAAGGAGCAGCUUGAGAACGGAUUGAAGGAGUGGCAGGAAUAGUAAGAGGUAAACGGGAGUGGGAGGGAGUUGCUCCUCUGUGAAAGGCAGAGGUUCUCAAACUUGCAUAAUUAGGGUAACCUGGAAGGCUUGUUACACUGCAGAUUGCUAAGUGCUCCCCCAGUUUCUGAUUCAGAAGGUCAGGAUAGGGUUUGAGAAGUUCUUUUUUGGUUGCUUUGAUUUUUCUCAAUGAAGCAAGAGGCAGACUUACGGGUUGAGAGUGAGAAUGGGGGAGAAAGGGUUGGAGUUUUGAGGAGUGACG